UAUGUCCAAAUUUAAUAGAGACUAAUAGUAAUAAUUCUCAAUAAUAUCAAUUGUAUACACCAAACAAAAAGUCAUCUUCCAAAGAAGAAAAAAAAAAAAUAUAUCAAAGAUUGAAGCUUUGAGGUCCUCCAACAAUGGCGGAGGAGGAGAAAGAGAAGAGCCAAAAUCUCUAUUACUGGGGAGGAGACAUAGAAGAACAAGAUUACUACACCCAACAAGGAAUCAAAGGCUCAUCUUCCUUCUUCACUUCCCCAAGAGGCCUCAAACUCUUCACUCGUUCAUGGCUUCCCCAAAACCCUAACAACCCUCCUCGUGCCCUAAUCUUCAUGAUCCAUGGCUACGGAAACGACAUAAGCUGGACCUUCCAAGCCACGCCGAUCUUCCUCGCUCAAAACGGCUACGCAUGCUUCGCUCUCGAUCUCCAAGGCCACGGCAGAUCCGACGGUCUCAAAGCCUUCGUUCCCUCCGUCGAUCUAGUCGUCGAAGAUUGCCUCUCAUUCUUCAAUUUCAUCAAAAAUCAAAACUCCCAAUUUCAAAAAUUAGGGUUUGAAAAAAUCCCUAAUUUUCUCUUCGGAGAAUCCAUGGGAGGAGCAAUUUCUCUCUUAAUUCACCUCUCUGAUCAGAAAGGCUUCGACGGCGCCGUUUUGGUCGCACCCAUGUGUAGAAUUAGCGAGAAAUUGAAACCAAGAUGGCCAAUUCCUCAAAUUCUGACUCAAUUUGCUAAAUUUUUCCCAACCCUAGCUGUGGUACCGACUGAGGAUUUGAUGCCCAAAUCAGUUAGGGUUGAGGAGAAGAAAUUGGUGGCUGAUCGGAAUCCGAUGAGAUAUAGAGGAAAGCCUAGGCUUGGAACAGUUGUGGAGCUUUUGAGAGUGACUGAGUAUUUGAGCUUGAGACUGAAGGAAGUGAAGAUUCCAUUAAUGGUGGUUCAUGGUAGUGGUGAUGUGGUGACUGACCCUCAGGUGAGUUUAGCAUUGGUUGAAGAAGCUAAGAGUGAAGAUAAGUGUAUAAAGAUAUAUGAUGGUAUGAUGCAUUCAUUGUUGUUUGGUGAAAGUGAUGAGAAUGUUGAGAUUGUUAGGAAUGAUAUUCUUUCUUGGCUUAAUCAUAGGUCUAAGAAUGAUAAUGAUUCAUCUUCAUCAUCAAUCAUAAUUGAUUGAUUGAUUGAAUUAGUUAAUUAUCUAAAAUGGGUUUGGUUGAUCAAUAUCAAAGUUUGAUUCUUUGUUGUUUUUUUGAUCAAUUACAUUAUGUGUAUAUUGUUGUGUUUAUAGGGGUUUGAGAUUUUGAUUGCUAUAAAUGAAUAUUCUUUUUUGGUUGAAUUGAA
Messenger RNA from Cannabis sativa, 1318 nucleotides. RefSeq names its product caffeoylshikimate esterase. Gene Ontology annotation, cellular component: membrane. The record is from RefSeq and is a predicted model, not a curated record. Bases 135 to 1154 code for a protein of 339 amino acids. The transcript has a single exon. Gene Ontology annotation, molecular function: lipase activity. NCBI's taxonomy places the organism in Eukaryota, Viridiplantae, Streptophyta, Magnoliopsida, Rosales, Cannabaceae.